GGAGGAACGUCCCACGGAGGGAGCCGGACCUCCCUGCCCUCAGCGCCUCUGGGGUCCGAGGGGGACCUGUGACCCUGAGGGGACGGGCGCCUGCAGUUUUUUGGGUGUUCUGUCAAGUUAUGUCUUAUAGUGGCAAAUUGCUGCUGCAGAAUAACGCACCUCAUCGUGACAAAGGCGAAGUUUCUUUGGAGAAGAAAAGCCUUAAGAUGGCAGGCAAAGGAAGUAACACAGCAGACUGCAUGUCAUGCAGUGUACUGAACUGGGAGCAGGUCAGCCGUCUGCAUGAGGUUCUUACAGAGGUGGUUCCAAUCCAUGGACGAGGUAACUUCCCAACACUGAAGAUAACUCUGAAGGACAUUGUUCAGACAGUUCGGAGUAGGCUGAGUGAAGCAGGCAUUGUGGUACGUGAUGCCCGACUGAAUGGCUCUGCAGCUGGUCACGUCCUGGUCAAGGAUAAUGGGCUGGGAUGCAAAGACCUGGAUCUCAUUUUUCAAGUUUCUCUUCCAAGUGAGGCAGAGUUUCAGUUAGUUCGAGAUGUGGUCUUGCGAUCCCUCUUGAAUUUCUUGCCGGAAGGAGUAAGCAAGCUAAAAAUCAGUCCUGUAACACUGAAGGAAGCCUACAUCCAAAAGCUAGUGAAAGUGUACACGGGGACUGACCGUUGGAGCUUGAUAUCACUUUCCAACAAGCAUGGCAGAAAUGUGGAGCUGAAGUUUGUAGACUGUAUACGACGGCAGUUUGAGUUCAGUGUGGACUCAUUCCAAAUCAUACUGGACUCCCUGCUCUUUUACUACGACUACUCAGAAACCCCCAUGUCAGAGCACUUCCAUCCAACUGUGAUCGGGGAGAGCAUGUAUGGAGACUUUGAAGCAGCUUUUGACCACCUCCAGAACAAACUGAUAGCUACCAAAAACCCUGAAGAGAUCCGAGGUGGUGGGCUUCUGAAGUACAGUAACCUCUUAGUACGAGACUUCAAGCCCAUGGAUAAGGAUGAGAUCAAAACCUUAGAGCGCUACAUGUGCUCCCGAUUCUUCAUAGACUUCCCAGACAUCCUGGACCAGCAGCGCAAGCUAGAGACCUACCUCCAGAACCACUUCUCCAAAGAAGAGAGGAGCAAAUAUGACUACCUCAUGAUUCUGCGCAGGGUGGUGAAUGAGAGCACAGUCUGUCUCAUGGGACAUGAGCGAAGGCAGACUCUCAACUUGAUUUCUCUGCUGGCACUCAAAGUACUGGCAGAACAAAAUGUCAUCCCUAAUGCCACUAAUGUUACCUGUUACUACCAGCCAGCACCUUAUGUUAGUGAUGUAAACUUCAGCAACUACUAUCUCGCAAGUGCUCCUGUGCUGUACAGCCAGUCCUACCCCACUUGGUUGCCUUGCAAUUGAUGGCUUCACUCGAGUGUUCCUGAAUGGAGGCUACUGAAUGCCAAGAUCCUGAGUGUGUGUAUAUAGAUAAGUAAUAACUGCCAGUUGGAUGUUUUCUAAUGGAAGCAUGACUGCAUUGAACUGUCCAUUUCUGGUGUGCAGUGGGAUUAUGCAGCCAGAUGACCUGCUAUGAACCUUUCAGUGUAUCUCUACAAAUGCCAAGAAGCCUUAUUAUCUCUUCACUGGGAGAAGAGAACCAGCAGCCAAAUGUUAAGAGGAAUUGUUAAGAAACUCUGUACUAGUUCUGGAUGUGUCUAUUCAGAUGUGAUUUAAGUGGAGUAUCCAGUAAACUGGGUUAGUUAAUGACAGUAAAAUGCCUUGUGCGGAAGCUGCACCUGGAGUAGCAGCAAAACUCUGCUUUCUAUUGCAUAACCUAGUUAUUCUUCCUCAGUUCAAGUUCUGACCAAACUUCUAUUGAACUAAUAGACUAAACUAAAAGAAUGGGUGCAUGUCAUGCUUGGGUUGCUUUUACUUUCUGGCUGUGUAGAGGUGGUAACAGUAUGGGUACUGUCUGUCUUGUAGAGGGCCUAAAUGUUGUUUCCUGUAGUACCUAUGGAUAUGUGGUCCCACCUCAAGUUCAAGAUUAAUUUCUUGGAAGUUGACGAUGGAUUCCUAAGUCUAUCUCUAAAGCAUAUGCUGGCUAAAUUUUUCUUGAGUACCAAAAUCUGGGAGGUGGCAUCUCUAAACAUGUACCAAAACACAAUCUAAAACUUGGCAAUGCAAAAAGUCCUUGAAAUUAUGAAUUGAAGCUUUAAAUAGAGUUGAAACCACAGUUUGAAUAUUUAUGAUGGAAAAGUACUCUUGAGUCCAGGAUCAAGCUAAAGCCUUUCUGACUGUAUCCUUCAAAACAGUUUUUAGCACAGUUGGAAAGUAACACAGCUCUUAUACUGAGUUUGGCCCAAUUUUCUUCUUCACAGGUCCACAGAAAAAAAAAACAAACAAAAAACCAAACCAAA
Molecule: messenger RNA, 2377 nt
Organism: Neopelma chrysocephalum (saffron-crested tyrant-manakin)
Lineage: Eukaryota; Metazoa; Chordata; Aves; Passeriformes; Pipridae
Gene: TENT5C
Product: terminal nucleotidyltransferase 5C
Exons: 2
Coding region: 120-1382 (420 amino acids)
Biological process (GO): mRNA stabilization
Molecular function (GO): RNA binding; poly(A) RNA polymerase activity
Source: RefSeq, a predicted model, not a curated record